AUGACACCAUUAAUUCUUGCUGUUCGUGAAAGUUCUCAGUGGGGUUGUGAUUAUUUGUUAGAAAUCGGUGCAGAUCCAACAAUUAAAGAUAACAGAGGCAAUGAUUACUAUUAUUAUAUAAAUAGAAUCCAACAAUUUGCUGAAGAGGAAGAAGAUUUUUACGAUGAAAUAUCUUCUGGUUAA
Molecule: messenger RNA, 183 nt
Organism: Trichomonas vaginalis G3
Lineage: Eukaryota; Parabasalia; Trichomonadida; Trichomonadidae
Product: spectrin binding
Exons: 1
Coding region: 1-183 (60 amino acids)
Molecular function (GO): protein binding
Source: RefSeq, a predicted model, not a curated record